Molecule: messenger RNA, 1704 nt
Organism: Pyricularia grisea
Lineage: Eukaryota; Fungi; Ascomycota; Sordariomycetes; Magnaporthales; Pyriculariaceae
Exons: 3
Coding region: 1-1704 (567 amino acids)
Source: RefSeq, a predicted model, not a curated record
AUGGCUACUAACCAAUGCCAUCCGCGCCGGACCAUACCACAGUUGACAGCUGGGGGCUUUGUGCUUUUCUGGUUGGCACAUGCUUGCAUGGCCGACCGCCUUCACGAUGGCGGCGGCACGCUGUUAACCUCGCCAGCCAUCGGCGUACGCCGCGCAAUUCAGUCAGUCAUCACAGUCGGGAAGAAUGGGCGCGAGUUCGUCCCCAACAUUACCACUGGAUGGCGGGGAGACGUGAUCGAGUUCCACUUCUACCCUGGCAACUACAGCGUCGUCAGGUCGGCCUACAUGUUUCCCUGCGUCCCCUUUGAAAACACGGGCACAGGAAGGCAGGGUUUCUGGUCGGGGUUUAUUGAUAAUAAAAGCCCGUCUCCAGCAAAAUGGCGCCUCACCCUCCCAGACUCGAAUGCUAUAUUCUUCUAUUCCUCCGCUGGAGACGACUGCAAUAGAUAUGCCAUGGUGGGAGGAAUCAAUGUCAUGGAGGACCAGCUACAAAUGCAACGCGACAUGGCAUUGGACUCACCAUCCGUCGUCCAGCCCAUUGCUGCAUCUCACCCCACGAUCGACAACGUGCCGUCAACUUCAGCAUCGAGUGACCCACAAGCUGCGCAGCCUGAGAUGCCAAUAGCCGUCAUCGUGGGGGCUGUACUUGGAGGCGUGGCGUUUUUGGCAAUCAUCGGCGCCAUACUCUACCUGUGUGGGAGUAGAAGUAGGAAACAAACAGAGAGCCAGCCCGCACAGGGAGGCUCGAGAUCGCCGAUGAUGCAUGCCACACGGGAUGGCAGUGGAACAGGCCAUGGAAGCGGCGGCUCCUCGUCAGCAGGCAAGGCAUCGGUUGCAGGGAGCGGUCAUCGUCAACACCAACAUAAUAAUCGGAUUGCCCGUACCUCGUCUUCGAUUUACCUACCAACCAGAGUCGGUGAUGGUACGGUUGAUGGAGCCAGAGGCGAAGACGUUCAAGACUAUGAGAAGCAGAACAACGGCCCCGAAAGAUGGCAGCUGGAAGACGGCCAGAUAAUUAUAUUCAGCAACUCGCACCGCCAUCACCUCAACAGCCACAGCCUGCCCUUGAGAAACCCGCCAUUACAGCAGCCUCGCAAUGCGGCUGCGGUCUCAGCCCCGCCCAUCAUAGACGGCGACACCAUCUACGUGCCGGUCCACCGCAGCACCAUAAUGUCAGCCAAGUACGGCGGCCCGUCGCCGAGCCACUACACCCCGCCAAGGUCACCACCCCCAAACUCGCCAGUUAGUAUGGCGGCGCAGAUGCUCCACCGGCGGUGGCUGGCGCAAGAGCAAAUCGACGCAAGCGAUGCCGAGAGCGGCGUGUUUGGCAUCGGCGUCAGGAGGUUCCCGAGCACUACUGCAUCGGAGGAUCCGAACUCGUCAGCCGAUCCGACAGUGCCGGGCUCGAUCAUAGCAGGCGGCGCAACCUCGCAUCAAGGUAUAGAGACGGCAGCCUCUGCUCCACAGUCCCCGCUGCCGCCACUUCCCGGCGUAGCAGAGGCAAGGGUUGGAGAGGAAGGCCUGGGCGUGGAGCACCACGUAGCUGCCGCAGAGAUCCCAGUGAGCGGCCCGCCUGAUCACCAUGGGAAACUUGGCGGUGUCUCUCAACAACCACCAAGUACCGGAGCCAUGGCCAUCAGUGUCGAUGGUGACGUGUCCAGCCUCCGGUGCAGAGGCGACGGCGAGCUCAAAAAACCCCCCUAA